UUCCUGUUGAGUGUUCAAGAUGGUUGUAAUGUGCCAGGAUGGGGGAGGGCGGGUCCCCCGGCGGGGGCGGAGCGCGGCUGUCGCACACGUCGGAGAAGCAUCCGCGCGCCAUACUCGGGGAGCUAUCGGCGCUCCGCCGGCAUCGCGAGCUCUGCGAUGUCGUACUCAACGUCGCCAACAGGAAGCUAUUCGCACACAGGGUGAUCCUGUCGGCGUGCAGCCCGUACUUCCGAGCGAUGUUCACGGGCGAGCUGGCGGAGUCGCGCGCCACUGAGGUCACGAUACGUGAUGUCGACGAGCACGCCAUGGAGCAGCUCGUCGAGUUCUGCUACACCGCUCAUAUCGUCGUCGAGGAGAGCAAUGUUCAGGCCCUUUUGCCGGCUGCAUGCCUACUACAGCUGCAAGAGAUCCAGGAUGUAUGCUGCGAGUUCCUCAAGCGGCAAUUAGACUGUUCCAACUGCCUCGGCAUCCGCGCCUUCGCAGACACUCACUCCUGUCGAGAACUCCUCCGCAUCGCUGAUAAGUUCACGCAGCAGAACUUUCCAGAGGUGAUGGAGAGUGAGGAGUUCCUGUUGCUGCCAGCAGCUCAGCUGAUAGAUAUCGUAUCCUCGGACGAGCUGAACGUUCGCUCCGAGGAGCAAACCUUCCAGGCGGUCAUGUCCUGGGUCAAGUACAAUGUUGCAGAGAGGCGGCAGCACUUAGCACAGGUGCUGCAGCACGUGCGCCUGCCGCUGCUGAGCCCCAAGUUCCUGGUGGGCACGGUGUCGUCCGAGCUGCUGAUCCGCUCCGACGACGCCUGCCGCGACCUGCUGGACGAGGCCAAGAACUACCUGCUGCUGCCGCAGGAGCGGCCGCUCAUGCAGGGCCCGCGCACGCGCCCGCGCAAGCCCACCAGGCGAGGCGAGGUGCUAUUCGCCGUGGGCGGCUGGUGUUCGGGCGACGCGAUCGCGUCCGUCGAACGCUUCGACCCAGCGACGGCCGAGUGGAAGAUGGUCGCGCCCAUGUCCAAGCGACGCUGCGGCGUGGGCGUGGCCGUGCUGCACGACCUGCUGUACGCGGUGGGCGGCCACGACGGCCAGAGCUACCUCAACAGCAUCGAGCGGUACGACCCGCAGACCAACCAGUGGUGCGGCGCGGUGGCGCCCACGUCGUCGUGCCGCACGUCGGUGGGCGUGGCCGUGCUGGACGGCGCGCUGUACGCCGUGGGCGGCCAGGACGGCGUGCAGUGCCUCAACCACGUGGAGCGCUACGACCCCAAGGAGAACCGCUGGACCAAGGUUGCAGCGAUGACGACGCGGCGGCUGGGCGUGGCGGUGGCAGUGCUGGGCGGGCACCUGUACGCCGUGGGCGGCUCCGACGGACAGUCGCCGCUCAACACCGUGGAGCGCUACGAGCCGCGCGCCAACAAGUGGGCCAGCGUGGCGCCCAUGUCCACGCGCCGCAAGCACCUGGGCUGCGCCGUGUUCGACGGCCAGAUCUACGCCGUGGGCGGCCGCGACGACUGCACCGAGCUGUCCUCCGCCGAGCGCUACGAGCCGGCGACGGACUCGUGGUCGCCGGUGGUGGCGAUGACGUCGCGGCGCAGCGGCGUGGGGCUGGCCGUGGUCAACGGGCAGCUGUACGCCGUGGGCGGCUUCGACGGCACCGCCUACCUCAAGUCCAUCGAGGUGUUCGACCCGGAGUCGAACCAGUGGCGGCUGUGCGGCGCCAUGAACUACCGGCGGCUGGGCGGCGGCGUGGGCGUCAUGCGCGCGCCGCACCACGACAACCACUACAUCUGGAAUCGCAAAGACUCGGUGGUGUGAACACCGCCGUACGUUCAUCUCCUAUCAGGUUAAGUCUCUCUAAGUAUCGUAUAUUUUAUUGUUAAAUCUAUAUUAAUUGACUAUUUAUAAAUAAAUGAAAAUACAAAUUUUAGAAUAUAAA
This is a messenger RNA of Melitaea cinxia (Glanville fritillary), 1926 nucleotides long. RefSeq names its product kelch-like protein diablo (gene dbo). The transcript is spliced from 11 exons. The record is from RefSeq and is a predicted model, not a curated record. Gene Ontology annotation, molecular function: protein binding. The coding region runs from base 39 to 1805 and encodes 588 amino acids. NCBI's taxonomy places the organism in Eukaryota, Metazoa, Arthropoda, Insecta, Lepidoptera, Nymphalidae.